AUGGAAACAUAGAAACAAAAAGUAAAUAUUAGCGAAGAGCUUAAUGAUCCGGACUAGUGGACAUACUAUAAUGAGGGCAAUAACAACAUUAUUUUGAGAUAUAUUGGUUCCAACAAUAUACUUUCCUCAAAGAUUUUGAGAAUUAGAAAGAACAACAAUGUGCAAUACUAUACUGACCCAACUUUAUUCCCAUUGGAAGAGUACAAUAAACUUUUCAUUGAGAAAGUUUUUAUGAGUCAUCCAAUCCUGUCUAAAUAUUUGUAGGAGUUUGAAUAUGUGACUCUAACUUAAGAGUUCCUCAAAAUAAUUGAUAGUCGCUUGAAUGAUUCAAAGGAGUGUGACAGAUCAAAGAUUAACUCUCUAAGCACUCUUGAUUUAUCAUGCCCUUCCGCGAUGCUUGCUACAAAUUUCUCCAGUUAGCCUGAACCCACUGAUGACAUCAAAUUGUAGAAAGUUAUAUCAUUUGAGACGAAGCCCAAAUCUGGAGUUGUAGAAUACGUACCAACAUCGGUGAAAAGUUAUAUUGAGUAGAAUGAAAGCGAACUUUAGAAUUUUAAUACAAAACAAGACAUGAAAGAAAAGUUUAUAUGCAAUGAGUUUACUAAAUAUCACAUCAUGCAAGUAUCCCGAAAGUAUAAAGGUAAAUUAAAUAAUCUAUCAAAAUACUGUCCAAGAGACUUUUUCAACAAAGAAUCACUAUCAAAAUCACUCAGAGACUUAAUUGAUGAUAGAUAAAUUUAUGGCAGGUUAUUCAUGAAUGGAGAAGAAUUAUUUGAAGUUGAGGAUGAUUUACUUUAUUUGAUAUCAGAUUUUCUCCUCGAGUCCAAUAUUAUAAAUGCAGUAUUUGAUUUCUAAAAGUUUUGCAUGCAUAGUAUGGAAUAUGUUUUGGAUUGUUAUAAUAAAGUUGCUAAAUAUCUCUUGGAUGAGACUACUCGAGAAUAGCACUUUGAUAUAAUAAGGAGAAUAUUUAACAAUUUUGAAUUUGCAAAGAAUAAUGAACUAGCUAAUUAGUAAUGCGAUCAAAAUAAUCAAGAGCAACUCUGGAACGUGAUAAUUGGCUAUCUCAUAUCAGCAACUGCCAAAGAUUUCACUAUAAUUAUGAGAAUAGUUGAUAAAAUAAGUUAAGAAGAUAUAGACAAUAAGCAUUAAAGCUUGAAAAAUGAAUAAAUAUUAACUUAUAAAGGGCAGUAAUACAAAGUAAGAAUAGGAGUUAUUGAUCUAGAAGGUAAAAUGUACACAAAAUUGCCAGUUUAUAUGAAAGAGGCGGAGGAAGCGUAUCUAAAUUUUGUCAAAUAUCAAAAUGAAAAUUGA
Messenger RNA from Stylonychia lemnae, 1311 nucleotides. The record is from the annotation of a GenBank genome assembly. Lineage: Eukaryota; Ciliophora; Spirotrichea; Sporadotrichida; Oxytrichidae.